GCUACGGUCGUUGCCGCUGCCGCCGCACAAUCAGCGGCUAACAUAGCUGUUUUGCCCCACCGACAAUUGAGCAAAGAUACGUCAGUGCUUUCUGAAGCACUCGUUCUGUUUAAGCCACGUCGUAAUCGCGACGCCAGUAGCAUAAUUUAGUAUCAUAACGCUCAUCUAUUUGCACUGCGCAAAUGAUACGAGCAAGAUUUACUGGCGUAGCUGUACAAGCUGUGAAAAAGCUGCUUUUUUAUCUAAGAUGUGCUAAUCGUCUGUUUGCAGUUUCGGACAGGAAAAACCAGUGAGAAAGCAGUGAAAACGUACAUCGCAACGACAGCAACAACAUAAAAAAAACUUAAAAAAAAUGCGCACUUCCGAUAAGGCGGCCGUCACGGCCGCCUGAGGCAGUCGACUGUUGCACCUCGGAGGGGGAGACGAGGUGAAGUGCUCGAAAUCUUAUAAAUUCGUAGUUGCGGUUGUUUGACGUCGGCCUAACUCUUGUUGUUGAUGUUCCUUAUAAUGUGGUGUGUGCCACAAUACCAACAGAAUUUUCCUCUUUACCUUUUGGGUAUUUGAGCACAGCCGUACGAGGGCACGAAGGAGUGGUGUUCUACAUCUAGGCGUAGGGAAAAAUCGUGAUCUAGUAAUCUACGUUGUUAUUUCAUCAUAACUAUUAGUAGCUAGAGAACUUGACCUGUGCUAUCUUGAAGAUGUGGAAUCUCGUUAGGAUACCAGGAGCUGCUGAAAAACGCGUGGUUCAAUCACCCGAAGUAUGUCGCAAUUUUAUGCACGGACGGUGUCAGUUUGGAUUGAAGUGUCGAUAUUUACAUCCGGGGAAGGGGGGCAUCGAUGAACGCGAGCAAAGGGACCUGAGGGAUUCCCGCGAUCCGUUGGUAACAGCUCGAGGUGAACGGAGAGAACGUCACCCUCCAGGUGGUCACGGCUAUCAGCAGCAUCAUGGCCAUUCGCGCAAGCAUAAAAGACCGCACGCUGGACCGGAACUCUCGCCACCCCCGGAGGCCGAUAUAAGCGAGCCCGGACACGUACGGAGAAAGCACCGACGCCACAAGAAAAGUCGCCAUCGUAGCCCAACAACCGACGAUAAUGAGCUCAAGGUUCUCAAGUCCAAGAAACGACUCAGGUCGCCCGAAGAAGGCAUGGUAUCUGACGAUGGCUCGGAGCUUGAAGAAGGCCAAACAGUAGACGGCGAUGAUCUUGAGAGGAAGCGCCUUCAGCUGCAGAGGCAGCUGGACCUCUUGCAGAACAGAGAUAAUAUCGCUGGGACGGCUACAAUCGGCGUUGGGCCUGAUGCUCACCGAAGGGGAAAUUCCUCUUCAUCGUCUUCGUCUUCAUCGGGCUCCUCUUCGUCGAGUGGCAGCGGAUCGGGCAGUGAAAGCGAAAGGGAGGCCCGCGACGAUACGCGCGAACGGAGACGAAGACGACGCAGGAGGAGUUCAUAUGGAGGACCCUCUAUUUCCAUAGGGGGAAACAGUGCUGUGCCACCCGAUAUAGCUCCGCACAGGAUGCACAGGAGACAGGUGUCACCACCCGGAGGAAUGAAUGGGGUUCACAGUGGGCGUGGUGGUCGAUCACUUUCACCCCCGUACGGGGGUCAUGGAGGCUCGAUGACUAACUACAGGAGCACAAGGGGACAGCAACACCCAGACCAUGAAUUUCGAGGCAGGGGCAGACAGGGACAAACAGCAGGACUGUACGUCACAGGACCACCAUCUGCUGGAUUUCGAUCUCCUUCCCCUGUUGGGAUGCCUGUACAUGCUGCCUCAGGUCGGGGGCCCCUCGGUAGACAUGGCAUGGGUCCACCCGGGGCUCAUUUUGGCCGAAGGACGCACCCCCAUCAUGGAGGGCAUCAUGGGCCAUCAGGCGGACAUUUCAUAGGAGGCGACGGUGCCCCUGGCCGAGGCCCCUUCCGAUCAGUUAGCCCCGAUCAUCAUCGAGAUGAGACUCAUGAGAAUAGAACGUCCUUCAGUGGAGGACGUGAUAACAUUAAAGGAGAUUCAGAUGGAGGAGAAGACGAUGACGAGACUGCUGUGCCCGCUGCCCGCCGAAAACGAGCAAGUACAGAAGGUACGGCAGAGCGCGAAGGUGAAGAUUCAUCAAAUGAUGAAAGCAUUUCAAGCGUGCUCGUCGAAGAAGCUCACAUGGGCGAGGAUGAUGGUGAUGACCAACCCUCAGAGGAAGCCAGUGCAGGAUCAAAGGAAAACGAAGCUGGCGUUACUGAGGCGAGUUCCGGUGGAAGUAAAAAUGUUGCUGAGGCUAGCAAUGCAGAAAAAGGACACGCUGAAAAAGCGGAUACUGCUAGCACAACGGAAGAGCACGAUAGCAAAACAAAAUCACCAGCGUUAUGCGACGAGAUUGAGAAGAAUGAUAUCGAUAGCGGUGACGAAGCAGAAAAGGAGCAAUUUUCCGACUGGAGUUCUGAGGAGGAUGGCCUCCUGGUUAAAGAGAUGGAUCGAGAAGAAAAGAAGUCUCAAUUUUCCGAUGGCCAUUCAAAGGACGAAGGCCUCGAGGACACUAGCGAUAUUGAAAAUGAACUACUGGUAGGAGAUAGCGAAAGCACUGCAAAAGAUAACAAAGCUGAUACAAGUGACAAACGCAUCUCAGACGACGGCGGCGACGAAACGUUCGAAGAGAUGACGACCGGUGAUGAGGCGUCAACGCUCGGAAUCGGCAGAAAACGAGGCGGACUUCUAGAGGAAGCCGAAGCAAUUUCAGAUGACGAUCUGGAGGCUUUGAUCGAGGAGGAUAAUGAGCCAAUGGCCGAGUCGUCCGAGGAGAGUGGUGGCGGGGGUGCGGAACAGCGUAGGAAGCAGUUCCAACCAGCGCCAAUUUACGAUGCUCUUGAGAUUGACUGGGAGUCGUUGGUUAAGAAGACUCCACAUGCAGGCCACACAAGUCAGGGUGACCCUACGGAUCAGAGCGGUCCUGGUCAGGAACACAACGAAACGGCAUUUCGAUCCACUGGAGCUCGUUCACACUGGCGUGCUCAUGCCGUUUUAUUACGCAUCGGUUUAUCGUACGAUCUUUGUGGUAGAGCGCUGGCGGAACAAGUAGAACGAGCUUUGCCUCCGGGUGCAGCUAUGCAGAGCACCGUGGCCGGCCUUCACGUCGCGUUGAGUCGGGAAGCCGCUCAGUUGCGCGACGCCCUCGAGCGCGCUGGAGGGCCAUACGCUCGGGCGUUCAGUGCACGCAGGGACCUGAUGCUUAGAAAACGACUAGCUGCGGUGAAGGAAUCUGUUCCUGAAGAGCGCGGUGUGGUAUUUGAUCAUGCUGUUCAAAUCUUUCAUCAGACUGUUACGGGGAAGCAGUGAGGCCUCAGCGAGUAUGGGUAUAAAUCGAGAGGCGCUGGAGCGAUAACUUCCACGAAGUACAUGUCGGUGAUACGGAAAUAUUUUCUAUAAAACUACUAGAAAACUCUGUGAGACGCUUAUGGAGGACCUGACUUUAAAGUAAAUCGAGCCAGUGUUUCAAUCAGCGUCUGAACUAAACAACCGGCAUUUUCCUUCGCAUAGCAGGUCUCCAUAUGAAAAAUAAAACGCAGGAUGUUUUAGUGUAUCUUUGAUGAGAUAGUGGUAGAAUUCGACGAUAGAUCAUCUUAAUGUGUGAAGGAAACAUGUGUAGACAUUGUCUCUACACCUACACACACACAUAUAUUUAUAGAGAUGAGAAUAGAGUGCUAGAUAUGUGGUUACCCUUUAUAAAGGGUACAAUUUUCUUUGUCCGAAAACUAUAAUAAUACCCAUUGGGUCGUGUCAAAAGUCGGUUUCUCGAAAAACGAAAUACUGUCUGGUAUUGUUCUUAAUCUUUUUUGAUAAUACCUGUCUUAUUUAGACUACUGAAGGCACUAGUAAAAUGAGCCUAUGAAUGCAACAAUAUUAGGAUUAGCAUUUGAAAACUCAAAUUAAAUUUAUUUUUAAUGGACACAUAAGUACAACAAUUUUAUGUUUGCCAUUCACCGAUGCGCUUUACACAGUAAGUCCAGCUAUUUUAUCCUCAUCGUUAUUUUCAUACGGCUUCAGAUUUUUUUGGAGCUCUGGAAUCUAUCUUACUCGCCGCAUAGAUAUGUCAGUCAGACUUUAUCUGGGCAUUAGUGGGCAAUGAGCCCAACCAAACAGCUCCCGUGGUUUAAUUUUUUUCAUCAUGUCUUUUCAAUUUCAUUGUUCUAUA
Molecule: messenger RNA, 4173 nt
Organism: Varroa destructor (honeybee mite)
Lineage: Eukaryota; Metazoa; Arthropoda; Arachnida; Mesostigmata; Varroidae
Biological process (GO): mRNA modification
Cellular component (GO): RNA N6-methyladenosine methyltransferase complex
Molecular function (GO): metal ion binding
Source: RefSeq, a predicted model, not a curated record